This is a messenger RNA of Didymodactylos carnosus, 417 nucleotides long. Lineage: Eukaryota; Metazoa; Rotifera; Eurotatoria; Philodinida; Philodinidae. The record is from the annotation of a GenBank genome assembly.
AUGCCACCUUCUCCAACGAAAAAAGCUCAUUCCGGUCGGCAUGAAAUCCGCCGGUCAGAAUAUGUCCAAGAUAUGAUUAGAUAUCAUUCCCAUCUAUUGCUCGCUGAGAAGGACUGUUCAAGAUUGGAGAAACUAUUGGGACGAUUGCGAGCUGAUGUUUCUGAUUUUCCGAUCCAUAGCAGACCAACUUUACCAAAAAAUAUAAAGUUGGUCCGCUAUGGAACUAAUCAUUUUACUCUUACGGAUGUUACGACAUUAUCUCAAGCAUGCAUGGCUGCAUGUUCCACAGAAUUGGUAGGGCGUUUUAUACAGCAUACACAAAGUUAUGAGGAAACAUUCAAAGCAGCAGAUAAGGUAGCUGAAGAAAUGGACAAAAACAUAACAGAAGAUGAUUUAGAAUAUGACACAGCUGGAUAA